AUGGAGCAAUGCGGGAGCGAGGUAGCAGCAGACCCUGCAGGCUGCCCCUCGCUGCCAGCUGGUAGCGCUCCACCCUGGCAGCCUGCGGCUUUCCAUCAAGAUGCGGGCCAGGCUGACGUGGCGGGGGUGGCUCAGCAGCCUGAGAGUGGUUCUCCUGCAGAUUAUCACCGCAUCUUUCUGAAAGACGGGGGUGGUCUGUCGAGCACUCUGGAUUGGCAAGUGCCUCCGCCUGGAGCUUUGCGGGACCCAUUGUCUGCGGUGCGCAAAGCAAUUUGGUCUUCCAUGCCGAAAGAUGCUUGCUGCCGGGCGGCCGCGCUGUGUGGCAAGACCUUGGAGCAUCCGUUCUUCACUGACUCAGAGGUGCAUUUGAUGCAAUUGGCCGAUUGUUCAGCCUUGGGUAUCGAUUCGGCUUGGGCAUUGGAGUCCUUUGAACUCACUCCGUACAAGUUCAAUCUGCUGGAAAGUUUGGCUCUGCGUAUGGAUGAUCCGGAUGUUGCUCUGUGCAAAGUGCUUCGGCGCGGGGCGCCUACGGGAGUACGGGAGCCAAUCCCUGCAUCUGGUGUUUGGCCACCUUGUUCUGGCAAAUGGGGUGACGAGGUGGCUGAGGCUUGCGAUUUGUUCUGGUGCACCUCCAAUCACAUUUCUGCAGAACAGGAGCCGGCGAAAGUUCGGGGGAUGUCGGCAGUACAACAGCGAUUCCCGGAUGGUUCCUUGGCAAUUGGCAAGCUGGGGCUCGUGACGUGCGCUGGAAAAGAAGACCGGCUCAUUGGCGACUCCCGCGCCAGUGGGGCGAGCCCGGCGGCCAGAUUCCUUGAGCGGGCGGAGGUGCCUUCGCUUUUCUUGUUCACUGCUGCGCUGAACAGGUUCGCCGCUUGGCGAGGUGUGGCGGUGGACCCCAAAGAGUGGGUGUUGUUCAGCGUGGACAUCAAGGGGGCUCACAAAUCUAUUCGUACGGCUGCUGAAGAUGUGGGCUUUUCGGUUUUCUCACUUGAAGGACAAUUCUACGCAUACGUGGUCAACCACUUCGGGGCCGCGUGGUCGGCGUAUUGGUGGUCGAGGCUUUCUGCUUUGCUGUUACGAACCAUACACUUCCUGGUGCGCCACCGCCACCUGGGGGCGGUUUAUGUGGAUGAUUUUCUAUUCCUCCUGCCGCGGGGGGCGUUCGCGAUGCUGGUGGUGCUGGUGCUGGCUAUUUUGCAAAUCUUGGCUGUGCCAUUGUCCUGGCGUAAACUGGCAUUGGGUUCCGAGUUGACCUAUUUGGGAUGGCAGUUGUCCUUGCAUUCUGGUUUCUGGGCGUCCUUGCCGGAAAGCAAGCAAGCGAAGGUGCUUAGGGAGCUGGCUUGGUGGAGGUUGCAUCCGCGACGGGUGCCUCGGAAGAAGCUCUCUCAGCUCUUGGGGUUUCUGCUUUGGGCGACUCAAGUGCGACUCGCAUUGCGAGCUUUCCUUGUCUGCGAUGCAGUGGAGGAGACCUGCGAGAAGUACGAGUCAGACCGCACGGCCGGCUACUACGUGGACAGUGCCGGAGCGCCAGUCUCUGAUGAAGUUGACAAGAAGCCAACCAGUCCACCGGCAGAGGAGGACGACGGAGUAGAGGUUGCAACUGAUGAGGAGGAAGAGGAAGCAGCUCCAGAGGAGAUUAAAGACGAGUGGGGAGGUGCUCUCGUGAACACAAGCUUCUCGAGCCUGACCACGAUAAAACAGGGAUUCCAGUCUGCUGCUGCAAGAAGCGAUAUUCAAAAGGGGUGGCGUUUGCACGCUGUGGGUGGCAAGACAGUUGAUUGUGUCAUCAAUGCGCGUCGUCUGCUGCAACAGCCCCGAACGAUCACGGGCAAGAUUUGGGUCCGGUUUUCGGCAUGGACUCCCUGUGUGGAUCUGGAUCCGGUUUCGUUGUCCUCGUUGCACACUUUACAGCGGGUGUUUUGCACCAACAGCUUCUCUUGGGCCGGUGAGAGGGUGGCUGAGGACGCUGCGGCGGAUGCCUGGGCCGGGUCUGCUCUCUCAGGCAUAGGAGGUUGGUUUCGGGCCUUGGAGUCAAACAAACUGUUUUGGUUCCACCUGGAAAUUGAGCAGGGCCAAUUACCCGAUCUUUGGCAGUGGCCGGAAAAGAUGCAAGCAGCUAUAUGUGCUCUGGAGCUUUUAGCGCAGCUGGCUCUGGUUCUGGCUCGCGCAAAGGUUGAUGGGACCGCUCAGUUGCAUUGUGUGCGCUUGCGACAAUAUGGCGACAACAUGCCAGUGGUCGCGGCUUGCAGUAAGGGCAUGUCCACUGCGCCCCCGCUGUGCUUUGCGCUGAUGGCCUUGGCUUUUGCGGCUUUGGAGCUACAAGUGGCCUUGGAGCUGUCCCAUGUGGCAGGCGAGCGGAAUGAAGAGGCUGACUUGCUAAGUCGUUUGAACCACCCAGAAGCGAAGCCAUUGCCCUUGGUCAUGAGGGCCAAGUUCCCUGAAGCAAAUCGGGUGCGUAUAACCUUGGCGGACGUGCUGGCCCCGUGGUACAAGUUCAUGCACACCGCGAGCGCCGCCAGCACCGUGAGCGCCGCGAGCGCCACGCGUGCGGCGGUGCGGUGUGGGGAUGAGAGCGUCAGCUCCGUUUUUCCGCGCCGUCCGGUCACUGCCCUGCACCGUCUUCCGCUGCUGGCGGCGCACUGCGCAGCCUUCGUGGGGCUUCGCCGGAGAGCCAGGCGCCAGGUCCGCUGUGCUCUUGGCGUUUCGCUGGACGGCCAAGAGUGGCGAGUGGUUUCGCUUGGCGGCUCGCCGAGGAACAGCGGCGCGCCACGCAAAGACUUCCCGCGCAGGGAAGUCUUCAGGGAAGGCGGUUACUCCACGGGCCAGAAAAAGACACGGACUGUGACUGGCGCAGAUGCAGAGUCGCCCUGGUAUUGCCCCGUUUGCCGAAUGACCUGCUCGAGUGCCAAGAGCCUUCGGCAGCACCUCGAGGGCAAGCGGCAUCUGAAGAUGGUCAGCUCCUUCGGAGCGUUCGGACAGCGGAAGAACCAGAGCAAGAAGCAAAACUUGAAAGAAGCCAUUGGCAAGAAGGCGUGGGCGAAAUUGAAACGGGCGAAGCAGCUGGCAAAGAUGUUGGAGAUGGUGGCCGAGAAAGAGAUUCCGCACGGAUGGCUGGUGGAUUUGUUGUCCUUGGCGGCAGAGCAGGGGGGAGCCAAAGAGUUUGCAGAGGUGUUGAUGGUGGUCCAGAAGGACUCGAAGAAAUUCAGCCUGAGGGACUUUCAUCGGAUCCUGAAGAUUCUGCUCUUGCGGGUGCCCACGCCUUUCAGCUUCGUGCGUUUGCUGCUGAAUUGCGCCGUGCAAAGGCACGAGGACCUGGUCCCACUGCUGCCGCCCACCCUGGGCUUUGGUGCACGGUCUGAGGACCGUGAUGAGGAGGAGAUGGACAAGCUCUUUGGAGGAUGCGCACCGCCCGGCGAGGAGGAGAGCGGCAACUUUGCUUACCUCAUCUUGAAGAAGGUGAACAUUGAGGGGCUCAUGGCCAGAAUGGAAGGCUUUGCGGAGAACUUCGCGGAGUACUAUCCGCACUUCUUGGUCUUGUUGGUUCUUGACUUCAUGGAGGAGCUCUCCCAGGAUCAGAUUCGGCUUUCAAGAGGCAGGGGGAAGAUCUUCUCGGGGAUGUUCACCAUGCCGAGCGACAACGGGAAGAGCUUGAUUUGCUCCAGCAUCCGGCAGUCCGAGGAUCUUGACCUACAGAGGGAGCUGGCACCUGGCGACGGGAUCCUGCUGUGCAAGAGCGGCCAAGAUCCCAGACGUGGGGGCGCAGUGGGAUAUGGGAGGGUUGAAGCGGUGAACUUCACAUUUGGCCGUUGCGAGUUGGUCUUGAACGUGGGUGCGAAGCAAACCGUGCAGGAGCUGAGCCAAAUGCGGGCCUUAGACCUGUACAGCUCCGUGAACCUCAUCGCCUUCGAGCGGCAGCUCGAGGCGCUGGAGCGCGUGAGUAGCAAGGGUAGCAAGGACAAGAAACGCUACCCCCUCUGGGACCUCCUGCCGAUGAGCGGCGUGGGUGGGGAUAUUUUGGAUAGCUGGGCCGCCCGCAUGCGCAGUGCGGUGCAGAAGGAACGCGGCACCAAGACAGACAUAGCGCAGAUGGAGGAGCUGGUCGUGCCAGCCACGGAGGUGAGCGCUGGUGUGGAACGCUUACAACAGCUGGCGGAAGCGAGCCCGCAGCUGCCUUCUUUUCAAGGCCGGCUUUUGCUCAAGGACUUCAACGACCUUUUGGAGGGCCAGGAGUCUUUGUGCGACCCGGAGAUCCAAGAGUCCAUCGGUCGCCUCAAUGAUUCGCAGCAAGACGCGGUGCAGGCUGCGCUGAAUCGGCGUGUCACGGUGAUCCAGGGGCCGCCAGGCACUGGCAAGACGCACGUCUCCUCCGAGGUCUUGCGGAUGUGGGCUUCCAUGGGCUUGAGGCCGGUCUUGGUCACCUCUCACAAUAACAUUGCAGUGGACAACAUCGCCGAGAAGGCGCUGGCGGCUGGGCUGCGCGUGGUCCGGUUGGCGAAGGCGGACUGGAUGAACCCAGUGCUGGAUGGGUGCUCGCUGUGGAAGCUGGUGGACGAGCAAGUCCCUCACACAGAGGAUCGUCAACAACGGUAUUUCGCCCAGAAGCGCAUCCUCGACGAAGCCGACGUCAUCUGCGUCACAACGAUCAGCUCCGCCACACCGAUGCUGUCCGGACGGAGGGUGGCGGCGAUUCUCAUGGAUGAGGCGGCCCAGACCACGGAGCUCUCGGCCCUGGUGCCCAUCGCCAGCGUGAACGCCGAGCGCUUGGUCCUGGUCGGGGAUCAUUGCCAGCUACCGGCCAACAGCUUAUCCUUGGAGGCGGAGAUGCGUGGACUGACUUUGUCCCUCUUCCAGCGUUGGGUCUCGCGAGGGUUGCCCUCCUUCUUCCUGGACACCCAGUUCCGGAUGCACCCCUGCAUUGCAGAGCACAGCAGCAUCCAAUUCUAUGGAGGCAAGCUCCUGAGUGGCGUGUUGCCUGAACACCGUCUCCCACCCAAGGGCUUUGCCUGGCCGCGGGAGCAGGAGGGAGAGGGUGUGGCGCUGCUUGACACGUCCAGGUUGCAGGAACGCUUCGAGAUGCCGGAGAGAGCCUCCUGGUGCAACCCGCGGGAGGCGCGGAUCCUGUGCACGGUUUUGCGUGGCAUUUUGAAGGCUGGCGAGCUGAGCCCUGCGCAGAUCGGGGUGGUGACGCCCUACAUGGGCCAAGUGCGUGAGCUUCGGCGGACGCUGCAGCAGUUCUUCGGCCAGACGAGGGCCCGGGAGCUGCUGGUGGCGUCGGUGGACUCCUACCAAGGCCGAGAGAAGGAGUUGAUCUUGUUUAGCGCGGUGCGCAGCAACUCCGCGAAGAGGGUGGGCUUCCUCGCUGACUGGCGGCGGCUGAACGUGAUGAUCACACGUGCCAGGCGCGGCCUGGUCAUCGUCGGGGACACCCGGACCUUGUGCCACGACCCGGCGUGGGCGAAGUACGUCCGCUGGGCCAAGCGCUCGGGAUACCUCCGAGCCGUGGUGGAAGCCGAUCGGAAUCGCUGGGAAGAGGCCGGGCUCAAAGUGCCCAGAUGA
Molecule: messenger RNA, 5556 nt
Organism: Durusdinium trenchii
Lineage: Eukaryota; Dinophyceae; Suessiales; Symbiodiniaceae
Source: the annotation of a GenBank genome assembly